Messenger RNA from Lycium barbarum (goji berry), 378 nucleotides. Its product is annotated as glycine-rich RNA-binding protein GRP1A-like. NCBI's taxonomy places the organism in Eukaryota, Viridiplantae, Streptophyta, Magnoliopsida, Solanales, Solanaceae. The record is from RefSeq and is a predicted model, not a curated record. The transcript has a single exon. Bases 1 to 378 code for a protein of 125 amino acids.
AUGCUUGUUCUUGAAGAGGCUGGUCUCAAGAAGACGACUCAAAACACAUUGUCUGCUAUGGUUGCUCGUGAUUCGGACAAUUCUCAUGACUCUGUUGAUCAGUCCUCACAACGCCAUAUUUCAGGUGGUAAACGGCCUCAAAGUCGUGGAAAUUCUGGUAAGAAUAGAUAUUCCGGUGGGGGCAAAGGGAGAGGCAACUCCGGCAGUGGCUCAGGUGGUGGGGGCAAGGGCGGUGGCAGCAACAACCGCAAUGGUGGCCAGCAGCAGCCCCCCCUAAUCAGCGGACCUCUGGGCAGCAGUGGAUGCCGUGGUCCUGGAUGCAGUGGGCUGUACCCCCAUGUCCAUAUCCUACUGGACAAUGGGCCAGGCCUAACAUGA